This is a messenger RNA of Coregonus clupeaformis (lake whitefish), 1011 nucleotides long. RefSeq names its product breast cancer type 1 susceptibility protein homolog. Gene Ontology annotation, molecular function: DNA binding; ubiquitin-protein transferase activity; zinc ion binding. The coding region runs from base 40 to 822 and encodes 260 amino acids. The transcript is spliced from 9 exons. The record is from RefSeq and is a predicted model, not a curated record. Gene Ontology annotation, cellular component: BRCA1-A complex; BRCA1-BARD1 complex; nucleus. NCBI's taxonomy places the organism in Eukaryota, Metazoa, Chordata, Actinopteri, Salmoniformes, Salmonidae. Gene Ontology annotation, biological process: positive regulation of transcription by RNA polymerase II; dosage compensation by inactivation of X chromosome; double-strand break repair via homologous recombination.
CGGCUUGGCAGACAGUCAGGACGGAGCCUUAGGAGCAGCAUGAGAGAUUUGCCCAACCAGGUGUCGUCAGGGGUCAGAGGGCGCAGCGGAACCAAUGCUCCCACAUCAGCUGGGCUGGAGGUCAAGGACACCUCAGGGGUCAUCCAGCCCUCUAACACACACCCAUCAAUACACAUUCCACUACGGGAACCUGCUGGGGUCAAGUUGGUGCUGGUAGCAUCAGGACUCAGUGUACCAGAACAGUCGAUGGUGAAAAAGUUUGCCAAGAGGAUGGGAGGCCGUGUGUGUUCACAGGUUACGUCCGAGACCACCCACGUCAUCAUGAGUACAGAUGAUGAUCUGGUGUGUGAGCGCACGCUCAAGUACUUCCUGGGCAUCGCAGGCAGGAAGUGGGUGGUGAGCUUCCAGUGGAUUUCUGAGUGCUUCAAACAAGGGAAAGUCUUAAAUGAGACGCCAUUUGAGGUGCGAGGAGAUGUUGUGAACGGACUUAAUCACCAAGGGCCCAUGAGAGCACGCACCACAGGGUACACAAGUCUGCUGAUGAAGGACUACGAGAUCUGUUUCCAAGGCACUUUCACCGAUAUGACCACUGGUCAGAUGGAGUGGAUGGUGGAGCUUUGCGGCGCGACAGUGGUCAAAGAGCCUCUUCUCUUCACUGGUAAACAGAAAACUCGUCAGCUAAUAGUGGUACAACCAGGCUCGGACCAAUCACCAAUAAACUACCAAGCCCUCCAGAGGAAAGCCACGGUCAUCACCCGUGGUUGGCUAUUUGAUACUGUGGCAACCUACACCCUUCAAAGCCUCGACAACUACAGAACGUAACCUCCAGACCUGGUGUCACAUCCAAAUCGCUCCCCUGGCCUGGACCUACUCUACUCUACGCUACUAGAGACUGUCCCUGGUGUCACGUCCAAAUGGCUCCCCUGCCACCCUCUUUCUUAAUACAGUGCCUUCAGAAAGUAUUCAUACCCUUUGACUUAUUCCACAUUUUGUGUUACAGCCUGAAUUCAA